UUCUCCAAGGUUGUGCACAGGGACCUGAAGCCAAGUAAUAUUCUGUAUGUUGACGAGUCUGGAAAUCCAGAAUCUCUGCGCAUCUGUGAUUUCGGUUUUGCCAAGCAGCUCCGGGCAGACAAUGGCCUCCUCAUGACACCCUGCUAUACUGCCAACUUUGUAGCACCCGAGGUACUGAAAAGACAGGGCUAUGAUGAGGGCUGUGACAUUUGGAGUCUUGGAGUAUUACUAUACACUAUGCUUGCUGGUUUUACACCAUUUGCCAACGGACCAGAAGACACUCCAGAAGAGAUUCUGAGUCGGAUAGGGAGUGGACGCUUUACUCUGAAGGGAGGCAACUGGGACGCGGUGUCUGAUGCUGCCAAAGAUCUGGUUUCUAAGAUGCUCCAUGUGGAUCCUCACCAGCGACUCACAGCCAAGCAGGUCCUGAAGCAUCCGUGGAUCAUUCAGAGAGACAAACUUCCCAACAGCCAGUUACAACAUCAAGAUGCCAAGCUUGUCAAGGUAUCACAGCCAUGAGGCUCUUAAAUUUAU
Carassius auratus (goldfish) is the source of this 534-nucleotide messenger RNA. RefSeq names its product ribosomal protein S6 kinase alpha-1-like. Gene Ontology annotation, biological process: protein phosphorylation. Gene Ontology annotation, molecular function: ATP binding; protein kinase activity. The annotation marks the transcript as partial. The transcript has 4 exons. The record is from RefSeq and is a predicted model, not a curated record. NCBI's taxonomy places the organism in Eukaryota, Metazoa, Chordata, Actinopteri, Cypriniformes, Cyprinidae.